Molecule: messenger RNA, 1239 nt
Organism: Desarmillaria tabescens
Lineage: Eukaryota; Fungi; Basidiomycota; Agaricomycetes; Agaricales; Physalacriaceae
Product: WD40-repeat-containing domain protein
Exons: 4
Biological process (GO): proteasome-mediated ubiquitin-dependent protein catabolic process
Cellular component (GO): nucleus
Molecular function (GO): protein binding; protein-macromolecule adaptor activity
Source: RefSeq, a predicted model, not a curated record
UCUACGCGCCAUAUUCUUGAAUCCUUUGUCUCAUAUAACAAACGCGACGUCUACAAGUGUCAGUCCGCGGGCAUCGAUUACCAUUUAAACCCACCCUAUUCAUGUUCAUACUCACAUGCGGCGAGGCGGGGCGAGUCUUCGCUAUUGGCAGUUUCUACAGAACAAGGAACCAUUCAUAUCAUAAACACGACUAAGAGGGAUCCUUGGGACCCUGAGCCUCUUCGUACGACAAUACAGGCCCACGACAAUGGUGUCUUCGACGUUAAAUGGGACGAAUCCGAUGCACGCCUUGCUACUGCUUCUGCCGACCAGUCGACUCGGAUUCUCUGUCUCUCUACCAACACGGUUCUUCAUUCUUUACGUGGCCAUACGAACACUGUGAAAUCUAUAUCAUGGGAUCCUUCAAACCCGAAUUUGCUGAGCACUGGAGGAAAAGAUGGAGCUAUCUGUUUGUGGGAUCUUCGAAUCGGUGAAGGCCGCGUAGAUGGCGAGUCACUUCCGCCAGUAUUAUCCAUUCCCGGGGCACAUGAGGAACUGGCACCCUUGGAAACGAGCAACAAGCGGCGGAAAUCCAUUUCUUCCGCUAAAACGAUCACAAAUGUGAUCUACAGCGACACCUCAUCACACAAUCUAAUCAGCAGCGGCUCUUAUAACGGAAUAUUGCGUUGUUGGGACGUCCGAUCGCUAACGAGCUCGAAGAGGAGGAUACCUAGAUAUAAAUUACAGCAGCCUCUCUUCGCUUCGUCCGAGGAUCCCACCAGUUUUCACGGCUCGCGUCGUCCGAGAGGAAUAAUUAGUCUUGCAGAAGGCUCAGGUCCUACGGCUGGACUUCUCUUUGGACUGGGUACCGAUUCUCGUGUACAUACAUACACCCGAUCAUCGUUAUUACCGAUGUCCAGCAGCUAUGCUCACGAGCGGAUGCAGACGAACUCUUUUUAUAUUGGUUUGGGCAUGUCACCGUGCGGCCGCUGGCUUUCUACGGGAAGUACGGGUCGAGGAAGUGCUUUCUUGUAUGAUGUUCAUAAUGCCUGGAGACCUUUUGCGGCAGAAGAAAGAGGCGUCGAACUGCAGGGCCAACAAGGGGAUGUCGGAGGGGUAGCAUGGUGUAGUGAAGGACUAGCAACUUGUGCCGAUGAUGGAACCGUCAGGGUGUGGAGGCCUGAUGUAGACGCGUAUCAUCGUUGCCUCGAGCGCCCCGAGGAAGAGAAAUGGCAUUGGUGUUGGUCAAUAAAGAGUUAA